This is a messenger RNA of Suillus subaureus, 2688 nucleotides long. RefSeq names its product histidine phosphatase superfamily-domain-containing protein. The coding region runs from base 1 to 2688 and encodes 895 amino acids. NCBI's taxonomy places the organism in Eukaryota, Fungi, Basidiomycota, Agaricomycetes, Boletales, Suillaceae. The transcript has 17 exons. Gene Ontology annotation, biological process: inositol metabolic process; inositol phosphate biosynthetic process. Gene Ontology annotation, molecular function: metal ion binding; diphosphoinositol pentakisphosphate kinase activity; ATP binding. The record is from RefSeq and is a predicted model, not a curated record. Gene Ontology annotation, cellular component: cytosol.
AUGGACAUCAAAGCCAGAUCAAAGGCAAUGAGAGAAAUACUCACGCGACUGGUGGAGAGAGCCCACGGUGCUAUUGAAGUCAAGGUUUUUGGUGAUAAGGUUAUCCUUGAUGAGGAUGUCGAAAAUUGGCCCCGUUGUGAUGUACUCAUCUCUUUUUUUUCCACCGAUUUUCCCCUGGACAAGGCCAUAUCUUACGUUAAACUCCGUCACCCCUUCUGCAUCAACGACCUUUUACCGCAGGCUUUACUAUGGGAUCGUCGUCUGGUUGGAGCUAUUCUUGACCAUUUACAUGUCCCGACACCCAAGCGACUAGAAGUUUCUCGCGAUGGUGGUCCUCAAGUUGAUACAGAACUCAAAGACGCAAUGUCAAAGAAGCUUGGCGUCACACUAGGUGGCUUCAGAGUGACCCCUGAAGUCUCACUUCGCGAAGAUGGGAACGCCAUUGUCAUUGACGGGCAAGUCCUAGAGAAACCCUUCGUGGAAAAACCUGUUAGCGGUGAGGACCACAACGUUUAUAUUUAUUUUCGGGGUGGUGGAGGGCGCCGCCUCUUUAGGAAGGUCGGUAAUAAGUCAAGUGAUCUCGAUCCUUUGUUGAAUCAUCCGCGGACGGACGGAUCAUAUAUCUACGAGGAAUUCAUCGACGUCGAUAACUCUGAGGACAUCAAGGUUUAUACGGUCGGCAAGGACUACUUUCACGCUGAAACUCGGAAAUCCCCUGUGGUUGAUGGCGUUGUCCGCCGAAACACGGAAGGCAAGGAGAUUCGAUUUAUUACUCAUCUGAGUGAGGAGGAGAAGACGUACGCUGCGAAAAUAUGUCAAGCAUUUGGUCAGAACGUUUGCGGCUUCGACAUGCUUCGAUGUGAAGGAGGCAAGAAAACUCAAAUUAUCGAUGUUAAUGGAUGGAGCUUUGUCAAGGGAAAUGAGAGUUAUUAUGACAAGGCUGCCGAGAUCUUGGCUAACCUCUGCAUCCAUGUGUCAUCCUCGCCAGAACGUCCGAUACCCUCAGCGGACACUACAACCAAGGGGCAGCCACCAACAUGGAUCCUCAAGGCAAAUGUAACGGUCUUCCGACACGCUGACCGCACGCCCAAACAGAAGUUGAAAUUUAAUUUUCCUAUCGGUGACGUAUGGACGCAGCCUUUCGUUCGACUACUCAAUGGAGAGAAGGAGGAGAUAAUCCUUCGCGAGACAUCUCAACUUAAUCUUAUCGCCCAAGCAGUCGAGGAGGCAAAAGCUCUGGGCGCGAGUGGCGAUGACCUGGCGAAGCUCACGCAACUCAAUACUGCGCUUUUCAACAAGAUCAACCUUCCUGGGACCAAGGCGCAGCUGAAGCCUGUAUAUUCGAAGAGACAGGCUGGUCAGGCAAGGAGGUUGACAAAGCUGACCCUGGUCUUUAAAUGGGGUGGUGAAUUCACGCAUUCAGCAAGAUACCAAUCUCGCGACCUUGGAGAGAAUAUGAAAAAGGAUCUGACCAUUAUGAAUAAGGAAGCUCUUCAGAAUGUCAAGAUCUAUACCUCCUCUGAGCGCCGCGUGAUUGCAUCCGCCGAGAUUUUUGCUGCAGCACUCGUCGACAACAUCUCUUCAAAUGGCAGAUUAAGCUCACAAGGGACGACACCUCCGGAACUGAUCAUCCGUAAAGACCUUCUCGAUGACUCUAAUGCAGCCAAGGACUUGAUGGACGACGUGAAGAAGCGCCUGAAGAUAUUGUUGAGACCCGGUGAACCUGAGAAGCGUCCCGAGCUCACAUGGCCAAAGAGCAUGAAAAAAGAGCCGGUCGAAGAGGUCAUUGAACUUUUGAGCUCCUUCCGGGCAAUCAUGCACAAGAAUUUCGAGACUAUGGAUGUGGACACGAUCCAGGAACGAUGGUGCUGUGAUGAUGAACCCUGGUUGUUCAGGGAACGCUGGGACAAACUGUUUGAGGAUUUCUGCGAUGUCGAACAAAAGAAGUUUGACCCUUCUCGUGUCUCCGAGCUUUACGAUACCAUCAAGUAUUGCGCGCUGCACCACCGAACGUUCUUGUUCUCGAUCUUUGACCAAAACGCUGGCCACGGCCAGGAUCCGAGCCAGACUCAAGAUCGCAAGUUGCAUGAACUUUACGGGCGUGCUAAAGCUCUAUUUGAUCUAGUGGCGCCUCAGGAAUACGGCAUUGAGGCUGAUGAAAAGGAGCAGAUUGGCGUCCUAACUUCAUUACCACUACUUCGGAAAGUCGUAGAAGACCUCGAGGCUGCACGAAACAAUGGCGCCAGUUCCUUGACCCUUUAUUUCACCAAAGAAAGCCAUAUUCAUACGCUUGUCAAUCUCGUGCUGCACUCCGGCUUGCCAAUUGCGAAUAGGCGGAUACCCGAGUUAGAUUAUUGUUCCCAUAUCACGUUUGAACUCUACGAGCGCAAUUUUGGGCGCGGGAAUUCUGAUAAGGAAUAUUCAAUUAGACUGUCCCUUAGUGAAGGUGCUCACUCGUCGAACGUCCUGGACUCUACUUUGGAUGCACGUCAUUCUUUAAACGUACAGCCCCGAAGGAAAUUGACGCAGCACCUUCCAUACAGCCUCGUCAUCGAGAAACUCUCUAAGCACUUCGGCAAAAUGACCGAGGACGAUGACACGGGAACGGAUACCCCAUUCGAAGCGAAUAAUUUCCGGGGGUAUUUCCCCAGUAUCCACGAGACUAAUAGCAGCAGCGAUGAUAGAUGA